Thunnus maccoyii (southern bluefin tuna) is the source of this 1528-nucleotide messenger RNA. Its product is annotated as leucine-rich repeat-containing protein 72. NCBI's taxonomy places the organism in Eukaryota, Metazoa, Chordata, Actinopteri, Scombriformes, Scombridae. The coding region runs from base 957 to 1409 and encodes 150 amino acids. The transcript has 6 exons. Gene Ontology annotation, molecular function: protein binding. The record is from RefSeq and is a predicted model, not a curated record.
UCAUCAGUGAAUAGAACUGGCCCAGGUGUCAUCAAAUGUCUUCAAUGUGGAGACCUUUCACAUCCAACACCAGGUUAUGAUCUCCACCACUGUAUACAACCACAUUCCUGAGCCUGCUCCCUUUGCUGAUGAAGACCAUGAGAUGAUGGUUGAAAGCUCGGAAAAAGCUCAGAAAAGGCUAAUAUAAUAAAAUAAUUCAAACAUAAUUACAACUAUAACAACUUUCCAAUAAACCUUACUGAAACUAUCAGUACAUUCAGCUAGAGAUUAAAUGUAUCUUUCGACAUAAUCAGCUCAGAAGAGUUUAGCUUCUUGCUUGUAAAUGUUGAUUUAUGAAUGUAAAAUUUGGUUAAAAUAACUGAUAAACUAAUCUGUUAAAACUGAGAGCAAGAUUCCCUUUUAUAUUCAACAUGUGAGUGACAAUAUCUCCAUAAAAUGAAAGCCAGUAGACGCAGAGUAAAGAGAGCCUUCACUGGCUUUGAGUGAGGAGAAGUGAUCUGUUUUGCUUUCAAUCACACAAGUAAGAUGUGGAGGGUUUUAUUUCAAACAGUCACCACAUCCUGCACCCUGCUUCUGGCUGAAAGCGUGUGUCAGUAAAAUCAGCUGUUUGGCUGAAAAUAAAAGGAAAAACUGUUGGACUUCAGCUGCACACAGUUAGGAACCACAGUGUGAAUAAACCUUAAAAAACUAACCUAAAUUGACCUUGUUUGCCUGUUAAUUCUAGUGAAAUGUUGCCCUCUGCUGGGCAUCUGCCUUCACUGCUAAUCAAUGAUACAGAUCUGACUUUACUGAUCUAGUUUAUCAAAAAAAAAAAAAAACCCAACUAGAUCUAAUCCAAGUGAACCUUUUUAUCACACAUUUUUUAAAACUAAAAGAAUUCUUUGUUGUUGUGAUUUCAAGCACAACAGCAGAGUUUCCCGGCAACAGCUGGUCUUGAAAUCCAAAGGUGGCAGACAAUGGAGGUAUCCAAGGAGAUCCAGGACUCUCUUCAGAAGUGUGGAAUAAGAAGGGAUGUUGAUGUUUGGCGAAUCAGCCUCACCAGGAAAAAACUCACUGGUGUUCCUGACUUAUCAAGAUUUCACUUUCUGAGGAAGCUGUGGCUGAAUAACAACAAGAUCAGAGAGCUCAGCUGUCGCUCCCUCAACUGCUGCUUGACCGAACUUUACCUUCAAAAUAACAACAUCAAGUCUAUUUCUGGGGCCUUAAAUCAUCUGACCUGCCUCCGGCUUCUUUUUCUCCACAACAACCAGAUCAGAGGACUGGACGACACGGUGCACGAGCUCAGGAAGAUGCAGCAGCUCCAAACUGCAAAGGUGAAGUCGGUGGAGAGGAGGAGGUCCUUCCAGAUGCACAGCCAGGAUCGCCAUCGUGUCCUCCAGUCCGUUGCCUUCGGCAGACGAGUCUCAUAACCCGCAAGCAGUGAGCAGGAUGUCGGCUGGUUCCUCAACAAAUCAGUGUUUGUCAUUUACUUUGCAGAAACAGUCCAACCAUUACACAGUGCAAAGAUGUGUUUGCUGUGUUUUAAUAA